This is a messenger RNA of Prunus armeniaca (apricot), 303 nucleotides long. The record is from the annotation of a GenBank genome assembly. Lineage: Eukaryota; Viridiplantae; Streptophyta; Magnoliopsida; Rosales; Rosaceae.
AUGAAGCAUUUCCUUGUUAAGCCUUACAAUAGAGAUGAGGUAGAGAUUGCUCUGAAGCAAAUGCCUCCUUCAAAGGCUCCUGGAAUUGAUGGAAUGCCCGCUGAAAGUGUGAGAAGCCUGAACAAGACUUUGAUAGCUCUCAUUCCCAAAGUUGAAAAGCUGGAAUUUGUGACUCAGUAUAGGCCAAUAUCCCUUUGCAAUGAGAUCUAUAUAAUUAUUUCUAAGACCAUAGCCAACAAAAUAAAGUGUGUGCUCUCAAUGGUCAUAUCUGAAAGCCAGAGCGCUUUUGUUCCAAAGAGAUAA